GUUCCAUUCAAUUCUUUGCAGCUCACACUACUUUUUUCUUUUUUCCACCUUCCUUAUUUAUUCUUUCCCUCUUUUUUUUCUUCUUCUCAUACGCAGGUGUGCCUUGUCUUUCUUUCUUUCUUUCUUUUUUCUCCUUUCUUUUCACAAUCUGCCACUGACUCAUGUUGCAGCAUCCUCUGGAUCCUGCGCCCCAUCCAGCUGAGGCUUUAGACUCUUUUACCACUGUGUCUCAUGUUGAAGAAGGCCCGACUCAUAUUCCUCCUCGUGUAUCUUCUCCUUCUCCAGAUACAAUUGUCCGCGCAGCCAGUCCUUUUGGACGCCGAUAUUUGAAACCAAUCAACGGGAUUCAAACCAAAGGGUUUGCACGAUCAGCACAACGGCGAUCUUCCGUGUUGACCUUGGGUUCGAUUGAACGCUUGCAGCACUUUUACGCUAAAAAGGAAUUGAAAACAAACAAAGUAGGCACACUCGGUUUUAGCGCCACGGCUCUUACGGAGGAACCAGAUGACCUGGAUCAACUACCUACGCCCAAAGCACCGCCACCAACUUGGAUUGAUUUGGAUGUCGAAACGGAUCUGGAUGUAUUGCUGGGUUAUUGUUUCCAAGAUAUUCAAAGCACACUGGCCACUUGGGCCAUGGUAACCGGCCCUGGCCAUGCUUCAUCCGCCACUGAAUCGGAUUCAGAUUCGGAAAGUGGAGUGUUUCAGAUUCUACCGCUGUUGCAUUCCGUCACGAAAAUGCUGAAUUCUGUCAAGAAUUAUACUCUGCAUCGACAUGAUCUUCCGGAUACAUCGCUAUCGAAGCUUCGUCAGUCAGCACUUCAUCUUUUGGAAGCGAUGAAGAUACUGGAGAAUCAACACCGUGUCGAUGAGGAUGACGAUGCUCGAAGUGAAGACGGAUAUAUCUAUCGCACAUCCGAUUUCAAUAUGCUGGAAAAGGAACGCCAAGCCAUUCUUGAUUAUUUAUGUAUUGUGGAGCAAUGUGCAUUCAAUCCGCCGCAUCACAUCGGAAGUCCUCCGGCCGUCUUCACUCCCGAAAUCAAAGCAUUGAUGGCCAGAACGUCGAUCACCGGAACAUCGACGCCUACAAACGAAGGAGUACACACACCACAACACUCUGCCAUCCCGGUUUGGCUUGAAAGGGGUGCUUUUCUUGAUAAUGAUUUAGCUCGGUAUCAUGCAUUAUUGAGUGAUUACAGACGGAUCGAUUCCGAUGGCUCCGCAAAUGCGCAAGUUGAUAUUCCGUCACCGGAGGAAAAUGAGGAUGAUUUCUUGCAAUUUCUUGCGGACGGCAUUAUACUGUGUAAUGUAUAUAACAAUAUUGUCAAACGAUCUCGACGCCCGUUUGGUUUUAUCAGCAAGAUCCAUCAAGAUACACGCCGGACUUAUCGAGCGAUCGAAAACUUACGAUUCUUUGCCGCAGCUUGCAAAUUUAGGUUCGAACUCGUCUUUGACCCAUUUGAUCCAGCAGAAGUAGCUCGUAAAACCGAUAAAGGACUUCAUCAGUUAUUGAAAGCAGUGACCAUUUUUUGCGAUUGCGUCAUUCGUGAACUGCGCCAGGACGUUGAUAUGGCUAGACGAUCGCUUCCAACACGCCCACCCAUCGAGCUGAAGAUAUCGGAAUAUAUGGAAAAGAAAUUGUUCAUCGAUGAUGCACAAGAAGACGACGACACUACUUAGUCCUAUUUUUUUUCACUCACUACUCAAUUCAUUCCCUUAUCACAGUCUUUCCUUUUUUUUCAUCCGUACUUUGCCGCACACAUACUAGAUAUAUCUUAUGUUUAUUCCCCAUUAUUAGACUAUUGACAUUCAUUUCAAGAGUUUUAGAAUACAAUACCAUGAAAUCAGAAAACCUUUCAUUUUUCAG
Messenger RNA from Radiomyces spectabilis, 1866 nucleotides. RefSeq lists its product as uncharacterized. The transcript is spliced from 7 exons. The record is from RefSeq and is a predicted model, not a curated record. Lineage: Eukaryota; Fungi; Mucoromycota; Mucoromycetes; Mucorales; Radiomycetaceae. The coding region runs from base 162 to 1679 and encodes 505 amino acids.